Marmota monax (woodchuck) is the source of this 7717-nucleotide messenger RNA. It is a transcript of the gene Sec31b, whose product is annotated as SEC31 homolog B, COPII coat complex component. Gene Ontology annotation, cellular component: endoplasmic reticulum exit site; COPII vesicle coat. Lineage: Eukaryota; Metazoa; Chordata; Mammalia; Rodentia; Sciuridae. Bases 3186 to 6725 code for a protein of 1179 amino acids. Gene Ontology annotation, biological process: endoplasmic reticulum organization; endoplasmic reticulum to Golgi vesicle-mediated transport; COPII-coated vesicle cargo loading. Gene Ontology annotation, molecular function: structural molecule activity; protein binding. The record is from RefSeq and is a predicted model, not a curated record. The transcript has 26 exons.
UAAGAACUAAACAGCUAAACACUGGAACUGUGCAGGUGGGCAAGAAUUUUAAUUGCUCCUUUUCCAUUUAUAGGGCCAAAGAUGAAGGAGUGUGUGUUCCUGACUUUGCAAGUUGUAACAAGAUUUAUUUUUCAUGAAAAAUCUUAAUAAUAGUGGUUAGUUUAAAAAAAAAAAGUUGUUCUCUAACAUGUUUCAAGUACAUUAUAGAGUAGAUACAUAUUUGUGAUCAUCUCUGAUCUUAAUUUGUUAAAAGAAUAUGCAUUCUUUGUUUCAAAGCAACUUCUAAAACAGUUGCUUAAGAAGUUGACCUUACUUAAAUUUAUGAAUUAGAGGACAAUUGAGUGAAUUACUAUCAAACCUUUUUAUAGUUUUCAUUACCCUAAUAAUUAAUACAGAUUCCUGUAAUAGUCUUAGAAAGAGGAAAAGUGUGUUUUAUUUAAGAGUCUUAACACAUUUGUUUUUAAGUGAACCACCCCAUCUUCUGUGUGUCUCUUUGGGUCCGUUUUAAAAAUUACAAUCAUACUGCCUGAAAACUGACCCAUAAAAAAGCAUGUGUUUAGCAGGGCACACUCGGGAGACUGAAGCAGGAAGAUCGCAAUUUCAAAGACAGCUUCAGCAAUUUAGUGAGGCCCUAAACACUUGGUGAGAUCCUGUUUCAAAAAAUAAAAAGGGCUGAGGAUGUAACUCAGUGGUUAAGCACCCCUGGGUUCAAUCCCCAGUACCAAAAAAGAAACAAAAACAUAAGUUCAAAGUAACCCAUAGAAGUAAGCCUAUUCAAGUUAAUUCAGGGUCUUUUAGUGGUUGUCCAGGCAGUAAAAGAGAUCUUUGUAAGAUUAAAGUGGAUGGUUCUACUGAAAUGCCACUCUUUGAAGGACCCCACUGACUUUUUUGUUUUCAUUCUCUGUUCUCUAUAGCAUUUAGUAAUAAUUUAUUUAGCAAAUAUCUGUGUGUCAAAUAUGUAUCAGAACACUGAUAGGCCUUGGGGACAUAAAAUGGAACAAUUGCCUUCCAGUAGUUACCUACAUGAGAAGUGUGGGAGACCAACCUCACACAUGACUGAGUUAACUCCCCUGCUGGGCGAUGUGGCUUCAGGCACCCAUGCUGCUAAACUGUCCCACUCUUUUCUAGGGUUCUAGUGACUGUCUUCUUUGUGUCUGGGCGUGUCUUCCUACAGCCCAAUGGGUGGAGCUAUGCUCACCUGUUCCUUUGUUAUAUUACCCCUUAUCCUGUUUAGGAUAGAAUGUUCCAUGGAAGUGCCUUGUGUAUGUCCCCUUCUCUUACUGUGCCCUUGGGUGUGGCCUACCUAGAUGUCAACCUGCUGACAGUGGACAUCAUGAAGAUAGACUCAGCCCCUUGAAACCUGACCCUUUGCCUCUUUUGAAUAGCUUCUCCUCAAUAAAAGGGGUCAGUGCAUUCUCUCUCUCUCUCUCUCUCUCUCUCUCUCUCUCUCUCUCUCUCUCUCUUCCUGCGGACCCUUAAGGUCAGUGGAGCCAUCACAGCGACCCCAAAGAAAAAGGUAUUUGUGCAGCCCAGUUAGCCCAGUUUACCUGGAGUGAUCCCUGAGCCUUUUAGUCCUGAGAACAGAAACCUGGCAGAGAAGACUGACAGUUAUAAUACGAAGUGAAAAGAAUUAGAGAUGUAAGUUGAGAAAGGUGCACUUUUUUGUUUAAUCAUUGUCUUUUGAAAAUGACCUUAUGUUUGGUUUAAAUUUCUUUUGAAGAACUCCCAUCAGUGACACUUCCCCCUUAUUCCCAAAUUCUGGGUAUUGCCUGAGGUUUGAUUUUAAGCCUGGUUUACUUUUUCCCUAGGUCUCAUCUGCUGUUGUGCUUAAAAAAUUCAAGAAAUACUUGCUGAGUGCUUAGGUAGAAAGAAUGGUCUAAAUACAGAUAAUGCCACAAAUUGUCUCUUGUCUGAUCCCCAAACUCCCAAGUCCACAUGAAAAGGAACUCCAGAGUUGUGUUGCAGAGUUGGAUCUCAUCAUCAGAGAACCAUUACCCAACUUGGUAGAUAAUUAAGCAGGAAUACAAUAGGCUUCAUGCAUUAAAUAGUACUUUUGAAAUCAAAUUAGUUCCAAGAACUUCCAACUACCUACAGAAUAUUUUCUUAAAAAUUGAAAAUGCCACAAUUCCCACAACAAAAUAAAAUACAAAACAAUCUCUUUACAUACCCUCUUGGAAUUCUCUGCUAAUGGCACCACUAUUUAUUUCUAGUCUCCCCUGCUCUAGAGCCAUAAUAGCUUGAACUCCUUACCUUAAUCAGUCACAAGAGCCUUGAAGCUCUUCACAAUCACUGCUCUCUUCAGGUUUUCAAUACCUGGUUCCUGGAUUGUUCUAUUGGUCUCCUAAUUUGAGUUCCUUCCUUCAUCUCUUCUCUAAGGGGUUCCAUAUUUCUAGAUGCUGCAUCCAAAUUCAUAAUUUUCACUAACUCCUUGUUAUCAGCAGAACUGUAUUUGUAAAUCACAGUUUGUAUCUGGACCUUCUCCUGCCCCAGUCUCUGUUUCAUUCACAUAUGGGAAAUGCCCAGGCACCUAUGAGCUGGCUUGGCCCCUUCAUCCUUGUUGAAAUAUCACCUACAGGUUGGAGAGGUAACAGCCCCAGUCUGCUGUAGUCUUGCCCUCCACAUACCUGUAGCCUUUAAUUCAACCAGCAGUUUGUGGGUGCCAGUUAUUACUGGACUGCACUGCAUCAUUGGCUGUCAUUUACUUCGAGGCUGGAUAGCUUUUUACCUUUUCAAUUAAGUGGAUGCACUGAUAGCCCCUGGAGCUAGGGACUAGGGACGGUUUUCUCCCGCUUUGAUGACUAGAUAAUGAAUCAAAUUAGUAUUUUCACACUCCAGAGUAUUUUCACACUGUCCUGGGAGACUGGUUCCACUUGAAUGGAAUUUACUGGUCUGGGAUUUGAACCAGUGCACCACACCUGUGAUCACAGGCAGAUGAGGGAGGCUAGAUUAAAGCUACGGUCCUAUUUGGUACAUUCUCUGCCAGCUCACGCUCAGCGGAGCGUCUGGGUAGCGGUUCCAUACCGGACCAAGCUACUUUUGACCCUCUGCAGCCGCCGUCCACAGAGCCAGCUGAGCCCCAAAGGCCUUAGCGAGCACAGGCUCCGGCGACGGCUGACCCCUGACCUGGGCUCUCCGCGCAGUGGGCCAAGAGGCAUGUUAGUUUUCUGCCACCUACAGGACAGACAAUGAAGCUGAAGGAACUUGAGCGGCCAGCUGUCCAAGUGUGGAGCCCAGCCAGUCAGUAUCCUGUGUAUCUGGCCACAGGAACAUCUGCCCAACAGCUAGAUGCCUCCUUUAGCACAAAUGGCACAUUGGAAAUCUUUGAGGUUGAUUUCAGGGAUCCUUCUAUGGACUUGAAACAAAAAGGAGUCCUUUCUGCCUCGAGCAGGUUUCACAAGCUGAUUUGGGGAAGCUUUGACAAUGGGCUUCUGGAAAGCUCCGGGGUUAUUGCAGGUGGUGGAGACAAUGGCAUGCUUACUCUGUACAAUGUGACCCACAUCCUGUCUUCUGGAAAGGAGCCUGUGAUUGCCCAGAGACAGAAGCACACAGGAGCUGUCAGAGCCCUUGACUUUAAUCCUUUCCAGGACAACCUGCUGGCCUCAGGGGCAAGUAAUUCUGAAAUAUUCAUUUGGGAUUUGAAUAAUCUGAGCGUUCCAAUGACCCCAGGAUGUAAGUCACAGCAGCCCUUAGAAGACAUCAAGGCACUCUCUUGGAACCGGCAAGUCCAGCACAUUCUGUCUUCUGCUCAUCCCAGUGGCAAGGCAGUUGUAUGGGAUCUCAGGAAGAAUGAACCUAUCAUCAAAGUCAGUGAUCAUAGCAGCAGGAUGCAUUGCUCGGGCCUGGCCUGGCACCCAGACAUAGCUACCCAGUUAGUGCUGUGCUCAGAAGACGACCGUCUCCCAGUGAUUCAGUUGUGGGACUUACGUUUUGCCUCCUCACCCCUGAAGGUGCUAGAGAGCCACAGCAGGGGAAUUUUGUCAGUGUCAUGGAGCCAAGCUGAUGCUGAGCUGCUGCUCAGUAGUUCCAAGGACAACCAGAUCUUGUGCUGGAACCUUGGGAACAGUGAGGUGGUGUAUAAGCUACCCACACAGAGCAGCUGGUGCUUAGAUGUUCAGUGGUGCCCUCGGAACCCUCCAGUGUUCUCUGCUGCCUCCUUUGAUGGCUGGAUCAGUUUGUACUCUGUCAUGGGUAGGAGCUGGGAAAUCCAACACAUGGUACAGGCUGACAAGAUCUCCUCUUCCUUCAGCAAAGGCCAGCCUCUUCCACCAUUUCAGGUACCAGAGCAUGUGGCCCAAGCAUCAUUGAUACCUCCCUUGAAAAAGCCCCCAAAAUGGAUUAGAAGGCCAGCAGGUGUUUCAUUUGCUUUUGGGGGGAAGCUGGUCACUUUUGGCCUUUCCAGUACCCCUUCCCAGAAGUUGCCACAGCCUUGUCCCCGCCUUGUCUUCAUCAGUCAAGUCAUUACAGAAUCUGAAUUCCUGAUGAGGUCACUUGAGCUUCAGGAGGCCUUGGGAUCAGGAAAUCUCAUGAAAUAUUGUCAGAACAAGAGCCAGCAGGCUUUGCUGCCAUGUGAAAAGAUGCUCUGGCAGUUCCUGAAGGUGACUUUAGAGCAAGACUCAAGAAUGAAAUUCCUAAAGCUUUUAGGGUACAAUAAAGAUGAGCUUCUAGAGAAGGUGACCACAUGGUUGAAGAGGGACUUGGGGCCAGCAGAGAGUCCUCAGCCCAAGAAAGAUAACUUUAAUAGUAACAGACAACAAGUCUUCUGCAGCCAGGCCUCCAAACAUACUACAGAGGAUGCCUCUGCAUCCUCAGCCUUCUUUGAUGAGCUGGUUCCUCAGAAUAUGACCCCAUGGGAGAUCCCCAUCACAGAAGACACUGAUGGACUCCUGAGCCAGGCCCUGCUGCUUGGGGAACUGAGUUCUGCUGUGGAGCUGUGUCUGAAGGAAGAGCGUUUUGCUGAUGCUAUCAUCUUGGCUCAGGCUGGGGGCACAGAUCUGUUGAAACGGACACAGGAGCGCUAUUUGGCCAAGAGGCAAACCAAAAUUUCCUCGCUUCUAUCCUGUGUUGUACAGAAGAACUGGAAGGAUCUGGUGUGUUCCUGUAGCCUGAAGAACUGGAGAGAGGCACUGGCCUUACUGUUAACAUACUCAGGGCCAGAGAAAUUCCCUGAGCUCUGUGACAUGCUGGGGACUCGCAUGGAGCAGGAGGGUGGCAGGGCAUUAACCUCUGAAGCUACACUCUGUUAUGUGUGCUCAGGGAAUGUGGAACAGCUAGUAGAGUGCUGGGCAAAAGGCCACCAGGCCUCAUCCCCCAUGGCUCUGCAGGACCUGAUAGAGAAGGUAAUGGUCCUUAACAGGAGCUUGGAACUUCAGCAGGCUCCUAAUGGGAUAAGCCCAGGCCCUACCACAACCUACAGGAUCACCCAGUAUGCCAACCUCCUGGCAGCUCAGGGCAGCCUUGCCACUGCCAUGAGCUUUUUACCCAGUGACUGUGCUCAGCCACCAGUUCAGCAGCUAAGAGAUCGGCUUUUUCAUGCCCAAGGUUCUGCUGUCCUGGGUCAACAGUCCCCCCCUUUUCCCUUUCCCUGGGUUGUUGUGGGAGCUACCACCCGCUUCAAAGAGACAUCAUCUUACAGAUUGGGAUCCCAGCCUUCUCACCAGGUUCCAAGUCCAUCUUCAAGGCCUACGGACACAUUUCAGCCAUCACUAGUAAUGCCCUUGACACCCUCCUAUCAUAUCCCCUGUCAGAGCUCCAGGAUGAAGACUAUAAGUGACUACAGGACACCUGAACCCCAGGCAAUCCAGCCUUUGCCUUUGGGCCCUGGGGUCAGGCCUGCUUUAUCUCAGCUGCAACUAUUAGGAGGACAAAGGGCUCCACCCUCAAACCCUGUGAGAUUCCCUGGAACAUGGCCUGUUUCUGGUCUUCCUCCACUCAUGGCAGCCCCAGACAUCAUGGUGCCUGGCUCUACUUCUCUGUCUGAGACUCCUAGACUACUCCCUCUGCCUUCUGUGAGACCACCAGGUCCUAGCCCUCUGAGCUCCCAGCUCCUGGCCCCUCCUGCCUACUCUCCUGUAACUUACCCUCCCGGAGGGCCAGGUGCUCCAUGCUCUAGCUCUCUCUCAAGUGCUAGCAUCUUGACCCCUCAUCAAGGACCUCAAAAUUCGUGGAAAAAUGUUCCUACCCCUCAAGGAAAUCUCCAGAGGAAAAAGCUCCCAGAGGUAUUUAUGCCUCUAGCACCAAUUACUGCUCCAGUUAGGAGCCUUAUCCCUGAGCCACAACGGGUCCUUCCAUCACAGACCCCCAUUUCCAGUGUGAAUCAUGCUCCCCCUGGAGCUCCAGGAGAACUCAGCCUACAGCAACGUCAGCAACUACCUCCUAAGAUGAUAGAAAGAAAGGCACUGCCCCCAGAGCAUCAGUCCUUGAAGACCAGCUUUGAGGCACUUCUCCAGCACUGCUCCCUUUCUGCAACUGACUUAAAGACAAAAAGGAAGCUGGAUGAGGCUGCCCAACGUCUAGAAGGUCUAUAUGAGAAACUCUGUGAGGGGACGCUCUCACCUCAUGUCCUGGCUGGGCUACAUGAAGUUGCCCGAUGUGUGGAUGCAGGAAGCUUUGAGCAGGGCCUCGCAGUGCACGCCCAGGUGGUGGGCUAUAGCAGCUUCAGCGAAGUAUCCAGCUUCAUGCCUAUCCUGAAGGCUGUCCUCACCAUUGCACACAAGCUGCAGGGCUAAGCCAGUCAGCCUCUCUUGCCAAGAGGCCACUUCUGUAUUACUUAACUACCCCACCGCCCCGCAGAGAAGAAAAAUUGUGCAACAGAUUCUGUUUGUUUUUCCCCACUUUCUUCCUUUGCUGCCAGGUAUAUGAUGCUGUGGACUUGGCUCCAAACCAGCUGAGUUCCUGUUUUGUUUUUUUUUUACCCCUUUAUGCCUGACCACCUCCUGUCUAUCCAAAACACUCAGCGCUGGAGGCAGGACAUAGAGCCAGGUCUUACUUUCCCUAAUAUAGUUUUCUGACAGGACCUAGGCCAUGAGGUCUUCUCCCCCAGGGAUAUUCUGUUCGAGUGGCUUGUGAUAGGGUGAACAGGGUCAUUACUUCCAAUUCUACCUCUACUGUGACCUAUCUUGGGAAUCUUUUGUUUUUCCCUUCUGAGGUUUGUGAGCCUGACCUUACCUUCUCCUUGCCUCUGAUUUUAUAUUUCCAGAUCCAUAUUCCCUUGUAGCCCCAGCAGCUGGGGACAAGUUGGGUGCUGUUUACCAUUCAAACAAGUCAUAGACAUGAGGGUUUGCAGUUGAACAGAACCAAGAGAGGAAGUUCUAGUCUUUUAAAAAUGGAACCUGUCAUGUGCCAGCAUUUUUUAAGGGUAAGCAAAGUUAAGGAGCAGGCAGAAGGGGUGAACUGCCUUUUGCUGGAAGCUAUCUUAGGCUAUGAGAUAGGAGCAGAGGGACAACAGCCUACAAAGGAAUGGUCUUCAACUCCACAUUUGAGCCUGGCCCAAGGACUUAAGCUAUUCAUUCUGUGAUUAUAAGCCCUAUUCUGGAAUAGGAACCAUAUUAACAAAAGAUGUCUUCUAGCCCUGCUCCUCAAGGGUUGGGAUUCUUCUUCCCCUCAGCCACCAUAUAUCUCAGGGCUUCCUUCUCUGGCUGCAUUUUCAUGGUAGGAAUUCUGCAUUUGAUGUAUGAUAUAUUUAAUAAUGCAAUAAAGCUGCUUUGAUUUGGUUUGCUCA